Molecule: messenger RNA, 2061 nt
Organism: Prosopis cineraria
Lineage: Eukaryota; Viridiplantae; Streptophyta; Magnoliopsida; Fabales; Fabaceae
Product: deSI-like protein At4g17486
Exons: 3
Coding region: 339-950 (203 amino acids)
Biological process (GO): protein deubiquitination
Molecular function (GO): deubiquitinase activity
Source: RefSeq, a predicted model, not a curated record
AGCACUGUCUAUUCCUUUUCCUGUGGACAUUAGCAGAAGCAUUCAGUUCCCUCCAUUCGACAAUUCCCCUUGAUAUCUGUGUAUUCCUGUCCCCUUUUCUUUUCCUCAUUAAACACCAAUUUUUAUUUUUUAAUAUAUAUAUAUAUAUAUAUAUAUGGGUGCGGGUGAAGGAAGCCAAUCGAAAUAUCGAGCAGGACGCCCGAGGGAGCUGCGCGUGUUUUAGUGACUAGUGUGCUCCCGUACUUCGGUGCUCGGGAAGGACAAGUUAUCAUACAACAAGGGUAACGCAGGGAGAAGCGAGGGUGUGGUCUUCUCUGCGCUGGUCCGGGGAAGAGAUUAUGGGGGGCAAAGUGUUGGUGUUGCCGCCAAAGAAGAAGCUCGGAGGGUUUCCUGUUUACCUUAACGUCUAUGAUCUCACCCCUAUUAAUGGCUAUGCCUAUUGGCUUGGCCUCGGUGUUUUCCAUUCUGGUGUUCAGGUUCAUGGGGUUGAAUAUGGAUUUGGAGCGCAUGAGCACGACACUACCGGCAUUUUUCUGGUAGAACCCAGACGCUGUCCCGGUUUCACUUUCAGAAAAUCCAUCCUCAUCGGAACAACGGACCUGGGCCCUAAAGAUGUUUCGGCUUUCAUGGACAAACUAGCUAACCGCUACUCUGGCAAUUCCUACCAUCUCAUCACUAAAAACUGCAACCACUUCUGUAACGAUGCUUGUCUCAGAUUAACGGCUAACUCUAUCCCACGUUGGGUCAAUCGACUUGCUCGCCUUGGAUUUCUCUGCAACUGCGUGCUCCCGCCCGAUCUACAAGAAGCAAAGAUUGACAAUUCACGGGGACGAGUGGGAUCCGAGAAGGAUAAAAUUAACAAGAAGCUACGCCGUGCCAACGGGUGCGAGGCUCCCCAGAUUAAAACAGAUGUUUCUGAUUAUUUCAGUAUUGAAUUUGAAGCGACCUGAGAAGAGCCAGGGGAAGCUAGCAACGUCUUUAACCUGCUGUGUAUCUUGUAUCUCUAGGCUGGCGACUUGCAAUAGCUGGCCGCUAUUGGAGGGAAUGAAUCGAUGAAUGCUGUGUCUCCGAUCUCUUUGUAAUCAAUUUUUUCCUUUACCUUGUUCCUUCAUUGUUGUGGAAAGGAAGUACUGCAUUGGUUCAAACUCUUUGUAAAAACGCAUUGCUGAUCAGUUAUUGAGAGAGGAUGGUCCAAAAUCCAAAUGAACAAGAAUCUAAUCUGUGGACCCACGCAACAUAAUCCUUACUAGAAGAGUGAAAUGUGAGACAGGAAGAGAAUCGGAGGGUAGCAAAGAAUCCAAAUUAGCAUGAAAUAAUAUAAGACGAGGGUCCCAUGCCAGAGGAUCUUUGGAGUCAUGGCCGCGCCUUGCACCCGUAGCAUCCAAACACUGGUUGUUUGUAUGUGAAGUCAGGCCACAGCGUAAAAGCCAUGAGAAUGAAAAAGAAUAUAGUACUCAUCACCAUUCUCGCUUUUAAUAGGGUGUGCAGACUAUUAUUAAUGUAACUUUAAUCCAUCGGGUGCUGCCAUAUUUCGCUCUUUUCUGCUUUUGCUACUUUAGCCUCACUGACCAAGGCAAAGUGUGCUCGGUGAUAAUGAGAAGAAAAGCGAACAUAGAGGUACAGCUUUCAUGUGUGAAGAGGAAGCGACGUCUGUUCAUUUCCCUCUAGUUGGGAGACAAGUCUGCUUAGCGUAGAAGCAUGACAUUACAAUUUACAAGUCUCGACUUUCCAUACCUGCUCCUCGGUGGAAGAGCCUAUGUAUAUUCCUUUCCCGCUCCCCCUUUUCUAAAAUUCUCAUACAGACUAAUAGUAAUUAGAAAAGUGGGUUCCCUGUUCUGUUUUGUGCUAAUAAGCUUCAUAAUACGACACCAGUAUCUUUCUGUUGUCACUUCCUAUAGCCAGCCAUGUAUACUGAUUUAUAAAAAGGCAAAAUUCAUCGACCCCUGAUUCAUUAUUAUGUGAGCCAUGGUCAUGGAGAUCCUAAAAAACAACCCCGUCACUCAACAAGAUGGUUAUUAGCCACUAAAAACGACCAACAGUAUCAGCAUAAAAGUUGAUAUU